AAAAACUGAUAAUUCCUUUUGAAGAUAAGACCAAAUCUCUGUUAUAAAUAGGUGCGCGAUUAAAUGUAAAUACUCAUCAAUAAAAUGUAUCUUUCCUUCGUUAUAUUGUUUGUGUUAUUAGGAGCUGGCGUUACGCCAAUUCCAAUCCAUUCUGAUCAUGAUCAAGAUAUCGAGAAGGAAUUUAAGGUCAAUGUGUCACUAGAAUCGAAGGAAGAAGACUGGCAAUUGGUGCCAGACUCUGAUGGUAAACUUCACCUGGUUGAUAUCAAAAACGAUGAUAUUAUGGUGAUCGAACCAUCGUUUGUCGCCAUCAACGAUAUGAUCUUUCGUCUGUGGACUAGAUCGAAUCCGAACGCAGGACAAAUAAUUCAAAUCCAUAACAAUGCACAACUUGCUUCGAGCAAUUUCAGUCCUACACUUCAAACUCGUUUCCAUUGUCAUGGAUGGGGAACCGGUGGUCCGAACAUGGGUUCAAACAUCAGACAAGCUUUGUUAGCUCGAGCAGAUUUUAAUAUUUUUAUUGUUGAUUGGGGUGCAGGAUCGAAUACUCUCAAUUACAUAACGGCACGCAAUCGGGUCAAUGAAGUUGGAGCAGUGGUCGCUCAAUUCAUUGAUUGGAUCAAUGUGAAUGGGGUACCGUUUUCAGCCAUUACAGUAAUUGGAUCUAGCUUGGGUGCGCAUGUUGCUGGAGCUGCCGGAAAAAGAACUAGUCGAGGACGUGUCCAUGCAGUCGUUGGUCUUGAUCCAGCUGGCCCUUUGUUUUCUCUUGAUCAACCAGCUGAUCGAAUGCAUCAUACAGACGCUGACUAUGUCGAAAGUAUUGUAACCGACGGUGGACGAUUAGGAUUUGAACAUCCCGUUGGUCAUGCCAAUUUUUAUCCUAAUUGGGGAUUCCAACAGCCCGGUUGCGGGGAAGAUCUGGUUGGUAAUUGUGGACACAGUCUACCCAGUCAUUUUUUGUCGGCUUCGAUAAAUCCAGCUAAUGUGUUCGGAGCAAUAAGAUGCAGAAAUCUUGACGACAUCCGACAAAGGAAUUGUGUUGUUAGUGGUGCAAGCAGGCGUAUGGGAGGCGAGCCGAUAAUGGAUGGGGCUGGUAUUAUCGGUAGUGUCUAUCUGCUGCAUACACAUGCGGAGUAUCCUUUUGCCCAAGGACCAAGAUAAAGUUACACCUCCACUAUGGCUGACGAUAAAUUUUGUUAAUGAAAUAGUUCUGAAACCUUAACAUUGCUGCCGAUUUCGCUUAAAAUUUUCUUUUAUUUAGUCCA
This is a messenger RNA of Bradysia coprophila, 1265 nucleotides long. RefSeq names its product lipase member H-like. Gene Ontology annotation, molecular function: lipase activity; serine hydrolase activity. Gene Ontology annotation, biological process: lipid catabolic process. The record is from RefSeq and is a predicted model, not a curated record. Lineage: Eukaryota; Metazoa; Arthropoda; Insecta; Diptera; Sciaridae.